AUGGCGGAGGUGGAACGCAAAGCCGAAGUUGAGAUUGACCCCGAAGCGGCCAUGGAAUCUCCACGAGCCGAGGGUGAAGAGACGCCUGUGCCUCCUGCAUGGAAGGAGGUUUAUGGAGGUAGCAGGUUCGAAUUCAAGUCCUUGUUUCCUCCAUUCACUUGGCUGCCUGCGUAUAUCAGAUUUGCUAAAGGAAAUGCUACCACCGGAGACACGGAUCGAAUGGGAGAAUUGCCGUACUCCAUCAAAGGCGAUCUCAUUGCAGGUCUCACCGUUGGACUGAUGCUGGUGCCGCAAUGCUUGGCCUUCGCCUUGUUGGCAGGGCUGCCUAUUCGAGCUGGCUUGUAUUCCUCAUUUGCUCCCCUGGUGAUCUAUGCCUUGCUGGGUACACUGCGACAGCUUCAGGUUGGACCGACGGCCUUGAUCAGUCUCCUGACUGGUCAAGCCUUGGAUGCAGUGAACUUGUUGGGAGAGAACGAGCGUUUGACUGGGGCAAGCACUUUAGCUCUCUUAGUGGGCCUGGUGAGUCUUCUCUUGGGCAUCCUGCGUUUUGGCUUUGUGGUGGAUUUCAUGUCCCAUAGCGUCAUGAGCUCCUUCUGCACGGCCUCAGGCGUGAUCAUUGCGACCUCCCAACUGAAGCACGUCCUUGGCAUCAAUAUCAAGCGGCACAAGUACUGGUGGGAGACGGCCUAUGACCUUUGCUCCAAGCUUCCGGAAGCGGAUGCCGCUACCGCCGUGCUUGGCUUCACACUGUUGGCCAUGCUGACCUUCUUUAAGAAGUGGAAGCAGGCGGGGAAUCAAGCCAAGCGCUCAAAAAGCCUCAUUUGGAGGUUCUUUCCCAAGAACAAGGACUCCUGUGCCUUCAAGUCCAUGAAGAUUUGUGCGGACUUGUCCUCGGUGCUUUGUGUGAUCCUUGGCUGGGUUUGGGGCUUCAUCUACAGGGAAGCUGGAAUUAACUCUGUGAGGCUCAUCAAUGACAGCGAAAGCGAUGGCUUUGUUUUCCUGCUGCCCAGUUUUGACGACAAGACACCCGAUCUCAUCGUGCCUGCGGUGAUGAUUGCAGUGGUGGGUUUCUUGGAAACCGUGGCAGUCGGUGGCAAGAUGGCGAAUGAAAAGCGAUAUAGCUAUGAUGCCAAUCAAGAGCUUUUGGCUUUAGGUGCUGCGAAUGUUGGUGGAGCCUUCAUGGGAGCUUUUCCCAUCACUGGUGGCUUUUCCAGGACGGCAGUGAAUGCCAUGUUCGGGGCCAGCUCCCCACUGGCAGGUGCCUUGACAUCAAUCAUCGUGGUGAUUGCAGUGUACUCCUUGAUGCCAGUGGUGGAGAUGCUGCCCUUGGCAGCCUUAGCUCCCUUGAUCAUCCACGGAGCAAUUGGUGUCACGGACUUCAAAGCCUUCAUUCCUACCUUCAAAGGAAACAAGUUGGACUUCCUCAUCAUGGUCUUCACCUUUUUAGUGUCUCUGGGCUUGACGGUGAAGGAGGGCCUGAUCACCGGCGUCUCAUUGUCCAUUUUGAAGCUCACCUAUGAAGUUGCGAUGCCGAACUUGGCCGUUUGCGUGCAGGUGAAAGAUGGAACUUUCAGAGAUGUGAGGUACUAUCCAGAGGGUCGCAUGUUCCCCAAGUGCGUCGUGGUUCGAAUGGAUGCUGGAUUGAGCUUUGCAAACACCCGACGUUUGCAGGAGUUUUGCAUGCGCGCCAUGACCGCUGCAAGCAAAUCUGACUCUUCGGUGUCUCAUUUGAUCUUGGAUUGUAAAUCCGUGAACGGCACCGACAUGACGGGGUGCGAGGCCAUCGAAAGCUUGGCCAUUUCCUUGGAGAAGCGCAAGAAGUCCUUGGUCUUGGCUAACCUGAAGGCACCCCUCACACAGGCCAUGUUUGCAGCCGGAGUCGACCAGCACAUUGAGGCGCAUGGUGGGCAUCUUUGUUGGAACAUCGCCCAAGCCAUCACCUUGGUGAAUGGAGGUGAUCCAGCAGCAGCCAAAGCGUCUGUGACUGAUCUUCACAGCAGGGUGCAGUCCAACGCGGUAGACACAGCGCGCGAGCUUUUGCCCAGUCAUGAGCGAGGGUUCCGCGCCCCUAAGUACUUGGGACCGGCAGAGGGCCCCCUCUCGCUGGGCGCCAUGCUCACCGCCAAGCUUUUGCUUGUGGUGCUGGUGAGGGCAGAGCUUCCAGAGGACACGACCGGGAUCGCGAUGCCGCCGGCCUGCUUGCAGCAGGCCAAGGUCAAAGAGGCCUUCGGAGAUCAUCACCGGGCCGUGGUGCUCUUUAGCCGCGGCGAGUGCUUGGCAGGUCAUGACUCCACGAAGCGGAAGUGCGCUCGUGGCUUUCGAAGGGCGCUGCAGCAUUUGGAGGAGCAGCUCUCAGGCAAGUACCACUGGGAAGAGCUUUACAAGGCGGAUCCCUUGGCGCUCGUCGGCUCUCCCAAGCCCUUGGCGAAGCUAUGCAUCACAGCCUACAGCGAGCCGGUGGUGCCCAUUCAGUCCAAAGUCCACGGGCGAGGACUGGCAGCUCGACGGGACACAGCCAUUGGCGAGCUGCUCUUCGUUGAUAAGGCCUGGCUGCUGGGGACCAAUGACCAGCUUUUGAACUCCGCCUUCGCCACCCUGGACGACUGCGAUGAGCUGCAGAAGCACAGGUUCCUUAGCCUCUUCGAUGGUCAACAUGCCGCUCCGGUGGUCGACGAGCUGCUCCCCGGACGUGUGGCCCGGAGCGUGCCUGAAGUGACCGGGCAGGAGGCCGACCACGAGCGAGUGACCAGGAUCCUGCGCCUCAACCGCCUAAGCCGCUGGUCACUCCAUCAGGGCGAACCCUCCGAUGCCAGCGACGCGAGCGCCGAGGGGAGCAACGCAGAGGGGUCGGGCGUGGCGGGCGUGUGGAUUUUAGGAGCCAUGGUGAACCACUCCUGCAGGCCCAACGUGAGCUUCACCUUCCUGGGCGACGUGCUGACCUGCCGCGCCACCCGGGCGUUGAAGGCAGGGGAUGAGUUGCUCUGCAGCUACUGUCGCAUCGACCGACCAUGGACGAUGAGACAAAAGGAGCUCAGCGAAAACUACGACUUCACCUGUCAUUGUGAUCGCUGUGUCCUUGAGGAAGCCUUCCUACCGGACGUGCCGAAGAUCCUGAAGGACCUGCAUGCCUUGACCAAGGUCCCACAGAAGCGCAUGAGCCUUCGAUGGGUGGAGCGAUGGUCUUCGCUUUAUCGUCAAAUUGAGUAUGACAUCUCCCUGAGCAUCAAGCAGCAUGGUAAACGGCUUGACGAGGAUCCAUCACUGGCAUCGUCCGCUGAUUCGCUCUUUGAGGUCUGUUGGACCGCUGAGCACGAACAGCAGCGGGAAGAGCGCUUGCAGCAUCAGGAGGAGCUGCGGGCGAACAUCGCGAAGCUUCAAGGCUUGCCGCGCCCCGCCAACUUCCAGCGACCGGGCCGUGAGGAGGUCUAUUCGGUGCAGCUGCAACGUUUGCUGUGUGGAUCCUUCCUCAGUGUGGCUGCCACUUCUGCCAGGCUUUGGGAAGAGCUCGGCUCCCAUGCCAAUUCCGCUCGCGACUGCCACUGGCUGUGCCAACAGUUGGAGGAGGUGGCGCCGGCCAGUGUGCAGCACGCCCACUGGGCGAGUCAGUGGGCAUUUGCCAGCUGGCAACACUUCCAGCGCCAGGAGCGGCAACGGAUUCCGCAGAAGCUGCCACCUUCUCCGCUGCCCUCCGAGCUCUUGCGCGCCGCGGCCUACGCGCGCCACAGCUUUGGGCAAUGCUACGGCGAGCACCUGUGGCUUUGCCAAGCGCAGCAGCUAGAGUGGCCCACCACUCUCCUGGCGGCCUCUCUUCGGGUUCCCCAAGAGCUUCGACCCCCGAAGGCUCCCAGGAGGAAGAAGAGCCGCCCUGCUCCGCCGCGUAUGAAGAGCUACAAGACGGCCUUUGCAAGCUGGCAGCAAGUGAGACAGAUGUACCAGCAGCAGGCGGAAACGGAGUCCAGGGCCUCCUUGGCGAUUCGGCAAAGCGCACUGGUCCAACAAGAGGCGAUGAGUGACUUCACCGCGGCCCUGGCGUUCACGCCCCGACCUGAACAUCGAGGAACUGCCAUGACUCCGGUCCACGGCAAGACCUGGCUGGAAUGGACCCUCCUGGGCCGCUGGGAAUUUGAGGUGUCCCGCGAUGGCGGGCAGUCAGAAAAGUCUGAGCCCUGCGCAGAAGCCGCCGUUGCUUCAGGGCGACAGGAGCAUGGCGGCGCCGGCUAUGAAGGCCCCAGUCGAGUACACAACACAACUGCGGCACUCGAAGUGAACCAAAGCUACGAGUCGAAGCACAGCCUGCCGAGCCGAUUCGCAGCACAGCCUGUUCCGAUGCUGACCACCGGAUGUGAGCGGAUUUGGGGCCUCUCGAAGCUGGCCUGGGUCCUGAUCUGUGACAUGCUGGCGCUUGCGAUGUUGAUGCUGUGCAUACCAUUCUUGUUGCAGAUGAGCCGGCGGCGGCCCUACGGCGCGCCCUUGCUGGACUUCAGCAUCGAGAAGCAGAAGGAUUUAAGAGCUGAGGGCGGAGGCUCACCUCAGGCCGACUUCCUUUGCUGUGUGGAUGCAGAGCCUGAGAGGCCCGGGUCCGACCCUCAGGCAGUGCUCGAGUUCACUCCAACACCAGAACUUGGAGACAGCUGGGGAUGUCGAAUGACUGGACUCCGUGCUGCAUGGUAUAUAAUUGUUUCCCUCACGAAUUGGGAUCCGACCGAGAAAGACAACGAGCUGCAGGGACUUGCAUCCUUAGCUUGA
Messenger RNA from Durusdinium trenchii, 4746 nucleotides. The record is from the annotation of a GenBank genome assembly. Lineage: Eukaryota; Dinophyceae; Suessiales; Symbiodiniaceae.